AUGAUGUAUCGAUGCUGUUUAAUUGCACUAAUGAUAGCGCACUGUGUGUCAUCGGCGGAUCCGGUGGCGCGUCGGGCCCGCCAGCUGAGAACGGGCGCAGGCGGCGUGUCCGAACAGGACCUCCGAAACAGGAGCCACACUGAGGGCCCUGGGCCCAUCGAGUCCACCGGAAGCCGGGCGCUCGAGCUGGGCGAUUUCGUGACCGACGAGCGACGGGGCGUCAUCAGCGAGACCGCCAUCCAGCCGCUGAUCGAGCAGGACAUCUACGAUGACGAUGACGAUGAGUCCGGGUCACCCGACGACGAUGAAGAUGACGCGCGUACGGUGACGGUGGUGGAAGACCUCGGCGGCGGAAAUGUCAUUAUUCGCGAUGUCCUCCGGGUGGGAGUGGCGCUUCCGGGCAAACUGACAUCUCCGCCAGCGCCAGCGGACUCACUGGAGGCGCUGGUGGAAAAAUCAAUCGCAACGACCUCGAGGUCGAAACCGCACGCCAGCUCCCAGCACCACCGGCCGGAGCUGGGCCAACCGCAAACCCGACGCACAGCAGACGAAAGCCACCAGUCGUCGUCAUCAUCGUUAGAACUAACCGCUAACCCGGCCAGUGAUGGCAUCUUCUUGUCUACGACGGAUUUGGGCGGACUUACCACGGCCGGCGGGGCGAGUGUGCCGGCCAGCAUGGCGAACGUGAAUCUAUCACUUGCAACCCAACGAACCAUCCGAAGGCCAUCCAACGGUGCGCAGGCCGUCGCAUUGAUCCAGAAUUUGGCCGAUGUCAGCACACCGCCCCUGGCAGAGCCGGACCUGCAGGCGUACAACGAAUCUCCCGAGCUGACAUCGAACCGUGGCCAAGGCCACCAACAACCAGCAUCGGAAGCGACCAGCGGCAGCAGCAGUAGCAUAAUGGCGGGUGCGGGGCCACAACGACAACGGACGAUCAAUUCGAUGAACCUUAAUCCGACCACGCCGGCCAUGGUGGUGAAACCGGUCGGCGAGCACCGGAAGCUGCUGAAGAGCACCGGGCCCAUCCUGAACUAUGUAUUCGACCACCAUCCACCGUACUACAAGUCGAACUACUACAACGCUAGGUACGGGCCCCACUUCGAAACCGAUAACGUCACCAACAUCACGGUGCAGAACGGUGAUACACUUUUUCUAAGCUGUAGGAUUAGUUUACUGCAGGAUAAAACGGUGUCCUGGGUCCGACGGAAAAGUGGCGAUACGGCCUUACAGCUGCUCACCGUCGGCCGGCAGACGUACUCGGGCGACUCCCGGUAUCAGAUCGAGUUCCAGUACCCGAACAACUGGCGACUGAAAAUAUCGCAGGCCAACAAAAAUGACGAGGGAGUCUACGAGUGCCAGAUAUCGACGCAUCCGCCAAAAGUUAUUAUUUACUAUCUGCACGUCAACGCUCCCGAGGUGCUCAUCGUCGACGAGGAAGCCGAGCCACUGUACGAUAAGUACUACGAGGUAGGAUCGACGAUAAAGCUGAUGUGCAAAAUCCGGCACAUCUCGAUGCUCCGGUCCGUCGUUUAUUGGAUACACAACGAGAACAUCCUCAACCACGACACGACGCGCGGCGGCAUCAGUGUAAAAACGAAUUUAACCAGUGUCGGUGCCAACUCCACACUGUUCGUAGCAAAGGUCAACCGGCAGGACUCCGGCAGCUACACGUGCUCCAUCGGACCAAACCAACACUACUCCAUCUCCGUGCAUGUGCUCAACGGAACCGCCAAUCCGUACGGAAUCUAUCAGCGAUCGUGUGCCUUCUCCACGAUACUGCAGGCCGUAGAUCUGUGGUUUGUCGUCCGAAGUCUAGUGUUGAUACUGGUGAAACUAUCGUGGAGCAGAUAGUAGUAGUCGGC
Molecule: messenger RNA, 1862 nt
Organism: Anopheles bellator
Lineage: Eukaryota; Metazoa; Arthropoda; Insecta; Diptera; Culicidae
Exons: 8
Coding region: 1-1851 (616 amino acids)
Biological process (GO): synapse organization
Cellular component (GO): neuron projection membrane
Source: RefSeq, a predicted model, not a curated record